GAUGGACUGGAGUAUUUCUUUCAGAUCAAGAGCCUGCUGUUUUGAAGUUUUAACGGGGCCGAUGAAAGCCUGGGUGUGUUUGAAGUGCGCAGAGCGGCUGGCUUUGUGUUGGUGGACUCCUCCCGUCGUGUGAUGAAGUUCAGACGCGCUCCGUAGUUCCGUACGCGCGUCACCAGCUUUGCACAGAGGAGCUUCCCGACGCGAGGGGAGGAUGGAGAGACGUGCUGCUCGCGACCACGGGAGGCUUUGAAUGUCACAUUACACGAAGCUAAUUGACGCCCUUUCACUUUUACGAGGUCAUGUUUCAACGCUUUGCAUGAGCAGUGACCCGGCUGCUCUGGAUUCAGAGAUCCAGCACCGCCUUUCACGUCCGUCCCCGAGUUGAGAGGCUUCCUGGGCUGCGUGGACCGUAAAAGAAAAAACGUGACUCGGUCCCUCGCGGUAAUGUUGUAGUUCACUCGGACGAAGCUUCUUCUUUUUUUGGGAUACAGGAAAUGUUGGCAUGGCCGCCUCGCGAGCACAGAAGUCUCAGAAGAGUGAGAAGUUGGACGAGGCGCAGGCUUUGGCCAAGAGCUGCGCGGGGAGACCAGACUUCCUGCCUUGCGAUGGGCUCUCCAUCUGCGCUACCCACAGCCACGGGAAGUGCUUCAAGCUGCACUGGUGCUGCCACUUGGGCUGGUGUCACUGUAAGUAUGUGUACCAGCCCAUGACCAAUGUGUGCCAGCUGCCCAGUACAAGCGUGCCAGCUGUUGAGACAGAGUACAGUAACACCAUGGACCUGUCCGUCUCUCUGGCUGAGCGCUUCCUGAAACUCGCCCCCUGCUUCCAGUCCCCACCUCACCUGGAGUCGCCCAAGUACUGCGUCAUUGCGGAUCUGUUUGUGGAUGACUACAUUGUCAAACGCAUCAACGGAAAGAUGUGCUACGUGCAGCGCCCUCCGCCUCCCUUACCAGAACCUCCUCAUCCUCCCACCCCUUCCCCACCUGCUCCCUCUACACCUCAGAUGCCCCAAAACCCCGCUCAGCCUCGGAAACCAGUGAAGCCUGCACCACCAACCCAAUACACACCUGCGCCUUUGCAGCCGGUCCAGCAAGUGCACAGUGAACACAAACAUCCUACCACUGUGGAUAAGAUAAAAGGCCCCAAAAUGGACCACUGCUCCUCUCCGUCCAGCUCAGAGGACUCCGGCAUCAACGCGCUGGGUCUGCACUACCUGGAGUCCUGCGAGGAGGAGACGGAGGAGGAGGAGGAGGAGGACGACGAGUUGAGCACAGAUGGGAACUCCAGCCCCGGCAGCUUCUGGGAUCAGGACGACUGUUCUCUGCUCUCCCCCUCCAAGUCUAUGAUAGAGAUCAUCGAAAAGAUUGAAACAACUGUGUAACUGACACAACAUCGACAUGGACACCAGCUGUGAGGGAGCGAGAGCUACAGAGCAGAAUUAAUGAGAAUAACACUAAGACUAAUAGGACACAAACCCCUCUCUGAUGCUUCAGCGGGGCUUUGCGUGGUUGUUUGGUUGAAUUAGUUUUCCGGCAGGUGGUCGAGGACUGUGCGUCUGCGCUCGCACACACAUCAUGUAAUCUGUCCACAUCCCCUGCAUGGAGUGAAUUUCUCGAAUUUAUUACAAUACAGAAGAAAGCCACAAGCACAAGAAUAUUAAGCACAUGCACAGUGGACCAAAUAGACCUCCUGUACGUGGUACAUACGCACUGUACGCACUGAAAAGAUUCAAAUACUAAAGGACUCAAUAGUAGGUGCACUUCAGUCAGAGGAAAGUAAGAGAAAAAGUGAGACUUUUCUCUGUGAUUUUAGAAUAUAUUACUGGAGCUGAACUUUGUAUGAACAUAGUUGGUAUCAGUAGGUUUUCUGAUGAUAAUGAGCUAGGCCAUGCUUAGUGUUCUCCAGUCGUCAGGCUGCCAGACAGACUUUAUUCUAAUUCAGCUUUUAAGAGGCAGAUACGCAAGUGUCCCAUUUCUAGUUUCUCUGGUCAGUGACUCCACCCACACGUAUUAGUAAUUCUGACACUUCAGCAUAAUAGCUACAAGGCCAGCUACCUCUCAUGGGCCUAAAGCACAUCAGCCCACUCAGCUCCGGGCUCCUGGGACACGACUGCUUCUGUCACGUUAAUAAAAAGAUUCCGGGCCGUCAGUUUGUGUGCACUUUACUGACACCAACACGAGCCGGUAGGUAGAUAGGUAGGUCAGUGUUUGACAAUCAAGAAGCACAUUCCUAUACUGUUCCUGCCAGCGAGGGCCAAGGCUACUCUUAUAAAAGCAUUUAUCAGACAUUAACACAUUGUUCUGACCACAUAUUCUGGUCAACCUGGUCUGAACUGCUGUGCUGUUCAAGGUUAAAUGGGGCGUUAAGCACAACAUGACUUGUAUUGCCCUCUAUUAGCAGCCAAGAAAUUAAAUAGCACAGACGUGUCUCUGGCAGAGCUACAGUGACAAAAGAAGGAGUCACGUUGUUACAGCAGAAACUAGCAAAGAGCACCUAGGGAUGAGGGAAUAUACAGUAUCUAAUAUAUAUAUACAUAUAAACUUAUACAACAAUAAAACUGAAUUGUUAUUUGCUUUUUGGGCUUGACGGUGAAAUGUCCUGUGAAGCCAGCUGAAAGGGAGUCUGGUAGAGUUGUGCAGGUUAGACUACAUCGCAGCUAUGUUGUGUUAUGGGGCAGAAAAAUGGCACUUAAUGCGCCUUUAAUGGAGAAGUAUGGAAUAGGUUGCUGAGUAUGUUGUGGUGUUAUAAGAAAAGCACUUAGAUAUAAUGUUUGUGAGACAGACCCUCAUUAGUCAGUUAGUAAAAUGAAGAUGGGCUUUGGUCUUUUAAAAAAAAAAAAACGUUUUAAUGUUUCAAGUGUUGUUUCCUGGAGAGUUAUCUGCAAAAAUCACUAAAAUCUUCACAAAUAUGUAUUGCUACAAUGAUACGCUAGAGAUGUAAACACGUUUUUUUUCAAAAGAAGUACUUUUGCAUGACUGCAUUCCUUUGCAGAAGUCCCUCAAGUAAAAAAUACAAUUUAACAAAUUUGUGGUUCAGAGUGUUCAAAAAGUGAACAAAUCAUAUAUCUGUCAUUCAAUUCAAAUGUUUUUCGCUUAUUCAGGAACCUUGACACUGAACACAAUCUGUCUUAAUGCAUCUAAAACUUAUGUUAUGUUCUUAUUAUUGUUAUAUUAUUUUCAUAUGAAUAAAUCCAAAUGAGACUCACA
Messenger RNA from Anarrhichthys ocellatus (wolf-eel), 3206 nucleotides. Its product is annotated as UPF0524 protein C3orf70 homolog B. The record is from RefSeq and is a predicted model, not a curated record. NCBI's taxonomy places the organism in Eukaryota, Metazoa, Chordata, Actinopteri, Perciformes, Anarhichadidae. The transcript has 2 exons. Bases 503 to 1381 code for a protein of 292 amino acids. Gene Ontology annotation, biological process: nervous system development.